Molecule: messenger RNA, 1018 nt
Organism: Morone saxatilis (striped sea-bass)
Lineage: Eukaryota; Metazoa; Chordata; Actinopteri; Moronidae
Gene: trmt10a
Product: tRNA methyltransferase 10A
Biological process (GO): tRNA N1-guanine methylation
Cellular component (GO): nucleoplasm; nucleus; cytosol
Molecular function (GO): tRNA binding
Source: RefSeq, a predicted model, not a curated record
AACUGUGCGGCUGAGUUGAACAGCAGAGGUUCAGUUCAUGUCUGUAUCUCACAGCAGAGGUUCAGUUCAUUCUUGUUCAGUUCGUGUCUGUAUCUCACAGCGAUGGCGUACUUUUAAAAGCUUUCGUUCCUUGUGAAGCUCUAAGGGACGAGCUGUGAUUGGCUGUUAAAUGCCGCCAGUUCGCUUUCUGCCAGCAGCAGCCGGUGAGCUAACAUCAACAGCUAGUUGACACAGCGGCGUUAGCGAGCAGACAUUAGCCAACUCUGCUCUUCACAAAUGGCUGAAGAUACUGUGAAAAACGACCCUUCUUCCGCCCGGCAGGGGGACGAUAAUACAGAUAAUAAGAGCAAUAAUGGCGAAGCUGCGGCAGAAAACCAAACUCUGUCCAAAAGGCAAAGGAAGAAGCUUCUGAAGCAACAGAAAUGGGAAGAGGAGAGGGAGCUACGAAAGCAGAGACGGAAGGACAGAAAGCAGCAGCGUCGGAUGCAGAGGCAAAAUCAUCAGGAGGAGGAGGGAGAGGCCCAGGGUGUGAGGAAGCGUCCGCGCAGAGAGGUGACACCCACCUCCCUGAGGCUGGUGGUGGAUUGCGGCUUCGACGACCUCAUGCUGAUCAAAGAUGUCCGGAAGCUUCACAAACAGAUCCAGCGCUGCUAUGCUGAGAACAGACGAGCCCUGCAUCCAGUGCAGUUUUAUCUGACGAGCCUGGGAGGACAGCUGAAACAGAGCAUGGAUGAAAAGGACAAAGGAUGGGUCAACUGGAAGGACAUUAACAUAAAAACGGAGCACUACAGUGAAGUGGUGGCCAAGGAGGAGCUGGUUUACCUGACGUCAGACUCUCCCAACGUGCUGGAGGAGCUGGACCAAAAAAAGGCCUAUGUGAUAGGAGGCCUGGUGGACCACAACCAUCAUAAGGGCAUCACCUUUGAGAGGGCGAAGGAGCUGGGGAUCGAUCACGCGCAGCUCCCCCUGAGCAGUUUUGUUAAGAUGAACAGUCGGAAGGUUCUGGCAGUCAACCAUG